Rotaria sordida is the source of this 1308-nucleotide messenger RNA. The record is from the annotation of a GenBank genome assembly. NCBI's taxonomy places the organism in Eukaryota, Metazoa, Rotifera, Eurotatoria, Philodinida, Philodinidae.
AUGAAAUAUUUAUUAUUUCUACUGUUCGCAUCAUUCAGUGAAACCAAUGUCGUAGAACGAAUCGUAACAACAACAGCAACUGCAACAACAAUAACAACGAUACUCAAUUUCAAUACAAAUUCUUCUGAAGAAAUUCUUGAUACAAACUCUUCAUUAAUCAUAACAUCACAAAAUAAUUCAUCAUCAAGUUUACCUGGAAAUGAAGUUACUAAUGCCAUUCGACAAGAAACAUACUUUGAUAAUAAUUAUUCCAAGGAAUUAAACAAAGAAUCUGAUAAUACAACAGAAGAAUUUCAUUCUGGACCACACUAUGCGGCAAAUUGGACAUUUAUUGACAAAGAAACUGUUCGUGUAGUAUUUUCUCUAUUUUCAAUAGCAAAGUUAUCAAAUGAAGAAAAAUUUUCUGAUAAACAUAAUAAUGAUAAAAUGAAUCCAUUUCCAACUAUGCUUUCUAUACUGACACGUUCAAUUCAAUCAAUACAUUCAUUAAAAUAUUUUCUUUUUACUAUACGACAAUAUAAAACAAAUACGGGAAAAGUACUUCAAAUGGAACAAUUAGUUUUACAAACUACACCAUCAAGUACUGAUGAAUAUUUUUCAAAUUCAUUAUUAUUACUUCGAUUAAAUCCAAAAGAAAAAUAUUCUGUAUGUAUUUAUUAUUAUCAAACGAAUAUAUCAACACAAAUGCCAGAUUUAUUCGUAUGUCAAGAUGUAAUGCAUGAUUAUUUACAACAUUCAGUACAUGGUCUUCUAUUUGUUUUAACACAAUAUUCAAUUAUUAUUGGAUUACUUAUUGUUUUACAAGGUUUAUUUACUGUACGAAAACGUCGUUUAGCUCAUAUUGUUCAUCAACAUUUAGUUAAUAAAGCACAAAGACUUCGUUCGACAUUUUCAUCAGUUAGUCUUGGACGACAAUCAGUUAAUUUAAUGGAUACAACAAUUGAAGAAAAAAAUACUAAAAUAAAUGGUCAUACUAAUCAAGAAAAAAAUAAACUUAAAAAAUGUUUUAUAUCAUCACCAGCUAUUAUUCUUAGUGAACCAUCAAAUAAUACUAAUAAUAAUUCAGAUGAAAAUGAACCAUUUCUUAAACUAACAACUGGAAAAAAUCAUGUACAUUUUUUACUUGGUUUAGAUGAAGAAUCUGAUGAUAAUGAUAAUGAUAAUGCAAAUGAAAAUAUUCCAAAUGGUAUAACAUUCAAUCUACCAUUGACGUCAACACAUAGUGAACCUUAUAGUGAUCGAUCAGAUGCUUUAUCAUCUAUGGCUCAUAUACUCGAUACAAAUAAACCGUGGUCCAAACAAUCAUAA